Molecule: messenger RNA, 3576 nt
Organism: Parathielavia appendiculata
Lineage: Eukaryota; Fungi; Ascomycota; Sordariomycetes; Sordariales; Chaetomiaceae
Exons: 2
Coding region: 261-3254 (997 amino acids)
Source: RefSeq, a predicted model, not a curated record
GCUAAUUCUCGUUGCCGUUUGACUUCUCUGCUCCCUUUCUCUCUGCAAUCUCUUUCUGGAUGAGCCACCUCGUCUCUUUGUCCCCUUGUUCGCCCGAGUCCAUGUUUGGCUGUUCAUUGUUCUCAAGUUGAGCGCCUCGGCGGGGCAAAGUAAACAAAAGCGAUUUCCUUGUCCCAACGAUCGGGGUGAGUUCCUACUCCGUACGGGGCCUCCCAAUCACACCAGAUCAUGAGCCAGCCUAGCGCGCCAAAUCAGACAAGAUGACGACCAAGGCGAAAGCCCACGCACUCAAUGGCAUGCACACGGCCGGCAUCUUCUCCGACAUGAGCGUCGACGGGCCCGAGAUUGGCACCCUGGUUCUCGUCGUCGACCGGGCCAAGAACUUGCCGAACCGCAAAACCAUCGGCAAACAGGACCCCUACUGCGCCGCCCGCCUGGGCAAGGAAGCGAAGAAAACAACCACGGAUAUCCGUGGCGGCCAGACUCCCAAGUGGGACCAGGAACUCCGAUUCACUGUCCACGACUCGCCCGACUACUACCAGAUUAAGGUCUCGGUGUUCAACGACGACAAAAAGACAGAACUAAUAGGAGAGACGUGGAUCGACCUUCGCGGCAUUGUCGUACCCGGUGGGGGCCAAAGCGACCAGUGGCACCAGCUUGCGUGCAGAGGCAAGUAUGCCGGCGAGGUCCGUAUCGAAAUCACAUACUACGACAGCCGUCCCAAGCCCGAAAAGCCAGCAAUCAAGGCGAAGCCGCCGAUGGCUGCCGAGCCCGAAGUCGCUCCCACAGCAGCAGGCCCGAGGCCAGUACCCAAACGCCGCCCCUUGCCGUCAGACCCCGUCACUGGAAAAGCUCCCGCUCAGCUGCCGUCCGGGUCAGAUCACCAGUUGCCACUCCCUCAGCAGAGCGAGUACAACCCCGCUCCGCCAGUACAGCAGUACUAUCAUCCAACAGAUCCCAGCAGAGAGUUUGGCACGCCAUCUCGUCGGUCAGAUAUGCCGGCACAACAACAGUACCGGACUCCUGACAGAGCUGAGCCGUACCCGGGCCAGCACGACGGCUACAGCCCACAGUGGCAGCCGCCGGGCUAUGACCGUCGCGAUUCAUACGAUUUUGCCCAAGCCAACGAAUCCCGGGCUCUUGAGGACGAUAGGCCGCCGCCGCCGCCUGCCCACCGGAGCAGGACCGGCAGCAACCCGGCCCUGAAUGGAACUUUUCAAGCAACCCCUCCAACAAUGCGGCAGGAUGUGUUGAGGAGCGAAGCCCAUCGAAACUCCGUCUCGGGAAGCUACCCUGGACGACCAACCUACAAGGCUCAUGACUCUGCCCCGGCUGGGCUCGCCGCCGCACAAUACUCCAAUACUGACCACGGCCCGCCUGCCCGACAUUACUCGUACGAUUCGGCGUACGAGCCGCACAGGACGAUGCAGGCCACCGUCGAGGACGUGCCCGAGUCGCCAGAGUCAACACUCAGGAGGAAUUCGGGCCGCUGGCCACACCCUCAGUCCCAGUUCCAGCCGCUCGAACCGGACCAUGACAUGACCGCCAGUCCUGCGCCGCUGACACUCUCUGGGAGGGGUAGCAGUGACUCGGCGCGCUGCUCUCACGGCCCUGACCCGGCAAGAUACCAGGGGAUAAACGGCUAUCAGAUGGCUCCGCCCGAGUUUGCGCAGCGCGAGUCUCCAGAAUAUGUGUCCAAUUUCGGCAGGCGCUCUGAGCCCGCCCUCGCAGCGCAUGGUAUUAAUGAGCAUCAGAUGGCCUUGACGUAUCGCGGCCAGUCAGAGGAACCAUCCAAUGGGUACGUGCCACCGGUGCCUGCAUCCUUGAUCCCCGGCGUCGAUCCGAGCAUCGCCAUGGAGAUCUCGGAGCGCAUCAACCAGGAUAGGAGGCAGUCGAACCAGGCACGGGACUACACGCAGCAGGCCAUGGUAGAGACGGCGCCCAGGGGUAGGACUAUGGGAUACAGCCAUGAUGGAUCGCCAGCGUACAAUGCACCUGGCGCCCAUAACAGAAGUCCCGUCGUGUACACCAACGGGCCGUCCACUUCGAGCGUCAGCGUUGUCAUAAAGUCACGCGCCUAUUCCCCGAAUCCUCCUCGCGAUCCAAGCCCAAACCCGCAGCGUACCAUCCGGCGCAAGUCUGUCAGCCCGAGGCCACCAGUGGAUACAGACCGUCGAUUAUCCGGCGUCCCGUUCGGACCCGACUCAUACGACGAACUGAAUCCCAGCGCCUCGUCGGCAGCGCUGCGUGACCCGGCCUCCUCGCGGCCCGACUACGACGAAGCAAGCGGCAAGAUCAUCACGCACGACGGCCGCGAAGUCGACCCGUCAGAUCAUCUGCCUAUGGAGACGUGGGCACCCGAGCCAGAACCCAAGCAGCCCAACUCUUCCGGCGCUACCUCAGCGCGCCCUUCCCCCGCCGGACCUCAGCCCGCUCCGCCGUCCUCGGGCCGCCGCCCGCUCCGCGUCGCAGCCCGCCCCCAAUCCAUGUUACCCACCAGCAGCUCGAGCGCCAUCACCUUCUCCGGCUCGGACCACGUCGAGCCCAUCACCACCCCGUCAGCGGGCCGUAAUCGCCUGCAGAAGAAGGCUGCCUACCGCCAGUCGACGUCGGCUAUUGUGCCGGUCAUGUCGGGCGCUAUUAAUGGUUCGGGGCCUGGGCUUGGCACAAGUCUUGGUGGUGGUGGUAAUGGAUUCAGGCGGAGCAGUGGGGGAAGUGAGCACUUCACGCCGCCAAGGCAGAUCCCGAGGGCCGCGACGUUUGAUCAGGGUGUGGGUGGUGGUGGUGUGGGGGGUUAUGGCUCUUCACCGGGGAAUGGUUACGGCGGUAACCACCAACACCACCACCACCAUGAGCAUCAUCAGCAUCAUCACUAUCGUAGUAGGAGUGGUGGUGAGGGUAUCGGCAACAGUGCGCCGCCCAUCCCGGCUAAGGUCCCGCUUGCGCUACCGCCGCCUGAGGGCGUGAGUAGUGGCGCGCUGCAGUUGCAUAGUAGCAGUGCUGCGCGACGGGCGGGGAGUGGGAUGGAUGAUGAUGCACUUGCUGCACAUGGGCAUGGGCAUGGGUAUGGACGGGACGGGUAUGGUGGUGGGAGUAGUAGCGGAGGGGUGCUGUCGCUGGAGGAGGAGCUGCGGCAGAUUGAUAUUGGGACGGGGAGGUCGAGUAGGAAGUAUAAUGCUGCCGGGCAAGGGCAGGGGUAUGGGGCUCACGGCGAGAGUCAGGGGUAUGUCUAUGGGCAACAGGGUGGGUAUUGAGAUGUUUGGGCUGGGCUGGGUUAGGAUCUUGGGCUAGGCUGCUACUUAGGAUAGACUCGGGGUUGGGCCGGAUCUGGAUCUGAUAUAAGGGAAGAGGCAGGCUUCGUGGGAAGGGUCGGUUGGCAGUUGACUCGGAUGGGUGCACAGUGGGUUGAGGAUCAAAGGAACGAGUGUCUUGAAACGAGGAGCGGCGUUUGUAUAACAGGUUGCGUUGUGUCUACCUUCAUUGCAUGGUGUCUGUCUAUUUGGCACUCGACUUGGAGUUUAUAUCUGCAAUUUGAGAUGUGGAUAAAUAGCAACACCAGCCGGCUUGGUAUUGUGG